UGCUUUAAUUAAGAAUACAUUGCAAGAUUUCCCAAAGAGGAGGUUGGGGGGGGGGUGUCUUCCAACACUGCAGGGAAAGGCUAUACCAGCAACAACCCAUAAUGGCACUUCCUGUCCUCUAGGAAUCCAGAAUAAGUUUCACAUGGAAUAAGAUGCAUGAGGCUAAUUGUAGGAGACACAAGAGAAUCAUAUUAUCAUAGAACUAUAUAAUUGUAGGGUUGGAAGGACCUCAAGGGUCAACUAAUCCAACCCCCUGCAAUAGAUAAAGUGAUCCAGAGCUGCAGCUGCUCACCCCCCCCAUCCAUCAGUUCGCAAUCAAAAGCAGCCAGACUUUCUCUAAGACUUGCUCAGUGUUAGGUUUUGCUGAGUCUCUGAGCAAAAGAAGCUUGGCAGUUACUAAAAAUGCACCUCAAUGCGCACAACUUGAUGUUCCAAAUUGGCACUCACUUUGUUUUGUCAAGAAAGCUCCUUAGGUUGAGCUAACUGUGCCUUUUCCUUUAAAACAUAGCAAAACUACAUAAGAAGAGCCUGCUGGAUUAGGCCAAUGGCCCAUCUAGUUCAGCAGUUUUCAUUUUGUGACAAGAGAUCGUCAUCUCUCGUCACCGCUAUCUGUCUCAGUUUAUUAGACUUGCCUGCCGCAAAGGUUAGUUCAGGCACCGGGAACUGCCCUACACUAUCUGCCGUGAAGAGAGCUGCAAAAAAUUCAUUCAGGUUCUCUGCAACUCCUAUGACUCCUGCGAUGUAUCCCCCCACUGUCAACUCUCAUCUUGUCCCCCCCCCCCGUCUCUAGCACACUACCAACUAAACAUUCACCUUGUCACUCUGUCUACCAGAAAGUGACACUCCUCUACCCAUCCCUACACUGGCUCCCUGUCUGCUCCAAAUCCAGGAUGCGCCCCCCUGCAGAGCCUGGCAUGGCCCUUACCUCUUUGCUGCUCUCAUAUCUAAAGGCCUCUCUGCUUGUGACCUUUCCACAGCCAUCAGCCAUCCCAAUGUCUCCUCCCUCCAGCAGCUCCUCUUGCAUGCCUGGAGCUGCCUCCCAGGAUGCUUGCCUGCGAAACCCCCUCCCUGGCUUUCUGCAAUGAAGCCCAAGGCCAUGCAGCCAAAAUGGAGGCACAUCCAGCUUGCUUGCUUGCUUGCUUCCUCUCCUCUUUCUCUGUGGUCAUAUUUAAGACUGGAAGCUCGUCAAGGGAAGGUGCUGCCCUCCUGUAAAAGCAUCAGGCACAUGGAUGGCACCACACAGAAAUAAUGGGGAAGGGGGAUGGUCUUCUAUGUGGGUCUUCUCCUUUUGCUGAGUUUGUUUAGCACUUCAUGGCUCAAAAUUGGCAGCAUCUGUUCCAGGAAGUGCUGCAGGGCUGGGAUCUAGCAACAGCCUGAGGCAGUGAAGCUGUUGUGGGGGACGGGGGACAGCAGCCUGUGCAUAAUCACUCUCAUAGAGAAAGACCCAGCUGACUUUCCCCAGGAAGGCAGGUGGAAUGUCUUCUGUUCUGACUCCCUCCAGUGGAUGUUACAGUACUUGGGGCAGCUCAAGUUCUGUCCUUGCAGACUGUGACCAGAUCCAGAUGCUCUGCACUGGGGUGAUCCAGGUGGCUCCAACUAUACUGGCCAGGUGGAGAAAUGGCUUGACGCUCCAAAGCAUCUCCUUCUGCCUUUUCUCCUUGAGUGAGCCACUUUUCAAGGGCCCACUGUCCUGACUAUUGUGGGCACAGCUGAUGCCCUGAUCAGAUUCCUAGCCAGUGAUCGCACAGCCUCAUUACCUGGAUGAGAAGACCAAAACACAGGAAUGUGCAAAGGGCCUCUGCUUCAUUCGACCCAUUGCUCCUAGUGAACUGAGAUAGGUCCUGCCAAGACCCUGUUUAAGAUCCUUUCUACAGCUUUGUCUUGAGUUUAGGGGUUGCUUGCAUCGCCUCCUUGUGCUCGGGGUGUGCGUGCUGAGAAAUCUGAGAAAUACAUACAUAUGUUUCUUCCCUGUUGCCCACUCUGCAGGGUCCUACAGAAUUAGAUCCCCUUGGCUCGAGAUGGCAAGUCCCAACAACCACCGGAUUCUCCCAGCCCAGGGCAUCUUUCUCCUCUGGGUUGCUCUGCACUUCAGCACAUGGACCUCUUGUAUACUGGCAGAGCCUGGGCCCAUUUCAGGAGCACCCCUCAUCCCCAGCAGCUCAGCGAACAGCACAGGCAUGAUGAACCUCACAUGCCAGAGCUUCCAGUGUUCCGGGGAGCGAUGCUACCAUGACGAAGCUCAUGGGAACAGCACAGAGACCUGCCACAACGCAACACACUGCGAGCUCUUCCGCCUCAACACUACCAGCUACACAGCCCGGUGCAGCAGUGAGUGUGGGGGAAUCAACGGCACCGACAUGUGCAUGCAGAAUGGCACCAUAAGGAUGAACUUGUGUUCGAUGGAGUGCUGCAGCUCCCCAAACUGCCUGCUCCUCAACGCUACAGCCUACGGUGACCUGCCGCCCACCACCACGCCGGCGCCCACCACUACCACCACCAAAGCACCCCCCAAAAAUGGGAAAGUGUGCUCAAGCUUCACCUGCCACGGAGAAGGAUGCUACAAGGGACAGAAGCACGCAGCCGGCUGCAUCGUGGGCUUUGAUUUUUGCGAGAUGAAGAAAACCGGCCCCCACUUUGUGGCUGGAUGCAGCAAAGUCUGCAAAACAGCUGGCCCGCCCUGCUCUGCGGGGUCCAAGGUGCCCUGCUACCAGGAGUGCUGCCCGGCGAUGCCCAAGACCAGCUGCCUGAAACUGGAUGGCAAAGUGCACUUCAAUGGGGCCAAGCAAGUGGCAGCCCUCACCCCCCUGCUCCAGCUGCUGGUGUGUGCAGCCGUCCUCAGCCUGAACUAUGCUAUCCUGUUCUAGGCCGGGCACGACUGAAGCUGAGCUGGCCUGUUCGGGUCCUUAGGUGGUGGCAAAAAAGCAACUCUCCCUUCUCUGUCUCUCUCCCUCUCUAUGCCUUGGGGAAUCCACUUGGUUUGGGCCUUUCUCACAAGGCAUCCAACAAAUGCCUUCCCCCCUUCCCUCCUUUUUCUUCCAGGGCCAAGUGAUUUAUGAACCUUUGGGCUGUGUGAGCUUGCGAUAAAGGGUGAUAUAUAAAUCGAAUAAAUAAUAAUAAUAAUUUAGCUCAGACCUACAUAAUCAAGAGCCACUUUCCUUCCCUCUGCCCUGGUCUGAAAGAUGGCAGGAGAUCUGAGCUGGAGCCAGCAGGUCACAAGCCUGAUCCUGGGGGCAAGUGACAGAAGCAACAGGAAUUUGCUUUUGGAUUAAAUAGGGAAGGGUGUCCUAUCUAUCCAGGAGCAGCUAUUUAACUGUUUUGAGACCGUUCCAGGUUUGCAGAAAGCUGAAGGUUGCCUUCUGUUAUUUGGCAGAGUCCCAAGAGCUGUACAGGAAGCCUCUUAUCAGGGUAGAGAGGUGAAGGAAAGGGGGAGAGCCCCCCCCACCUUGUUCUUUAAACUAGAGUGGCCCUGCUCUCUCCUGGCUUUCUGCUAGCUGGCUCUGUGAACCCCCUUCUGGCUCUGCAGGGGUGAUGGGCCAAGGGAGAACCUGGGGGGGGGGUUUGCUUAUUCCCCCUAAAGGGCCUUGCUGCUAUGGCUGAUCUUAGCUGCUGCCUUAAAUGAGGGACCCACUUUCUCGCUGAGCUGCCUGUCGUUCCCCACCCACCGCCCCACUCAUAGUAUCAGAAAUGUUUCUCUUGCCUAAAAAUUGCAAAUAAAUCUAUUUAACUAGA
Podarcis muralis (Common wall lizard) is the source of this 3729-nucleotide messenger RNA. RefSeq lists its product as uncharacterized. Lineage: Eukaryota; Metazoa; Chordata; Lepidosauria; Squamata; Lacertidae. The record is from RefSeq and is a predicted model, not a curated record.